Molecule: messenger RNA, 1174 nt
Organism: Limulus polyphemus (Atlantic horseshoe crab)
Lineage: Eukaryota; Metazoa; Arthropoda; Merostomata; Xiphosura; Limulidae
Product: cytosolic Fe-S cluster assembly factor nubp1-like
Exons: 11
Coding region: 89-1048 (319 amino acids)
Biological process (GO): iron-sulfur cluster assembly
Cellular component (GO): cytosol
Molecular function (GO): ATP-dependent FeS chaperone activity; ATP binding; 4 iron, 4 sulfur cluster binding
Source: RefSeq, a predicted model, not a curated record
AUUAAUCUCAAAGUGGGUUUCUCGUCAUCGAAGAUAGACCUUAGUUUGAAAACAGCGCCAUAGUCGGGGUGCGCGCAUACUUUCAGAUAUGGCCGACAGACCUGAAAAUGCUCCGGGAGAAUGCCCUGGCACCCAGAGUGAAGCUGCAGGGAAGGCUACACCUUGUCAAGGGUGCCCAAAUCAACAGAUCUGUGCAUCAGGUCAAGCAAAAGGACCAGACCCAGAUAUAGAAAUAGUGAAGCAUAAAUUAUUGUCUGUUCAACACAUCAUCCUGAUUCUUUCUGGAAAAGGAGGAGUAGGAAAGAGUACUGUUACAUCUGGUUUAGCCCAUGCCUUUGCUGCUGACAAUGUGCAAAAUGUAGGUCUGCUUGAUAUUGAUAUCUGUGGACCAUCCAUUCCCAGAAUUAUGGGACUAGAGGGAGAACAGGUUCAUCAGAGUGGUUCAGGAUGGUCUCCUGUUUUUGUUGAAGAGAACUUAGGAGUGAUGUCAGUAGGAUUUCUUUUAGCAAGUCCUGAUGAUGCUGUCAUUUGGAGAGGACCAAAAAAGAAUGGUUUGAUCAAGCAGUUUUUAAGAGAUGUGGACUGGGGAGAGUUGAAUUACCUACUGAUAGAUACACCACCUGGUACAUCUGAUGAACACUUGUCCAUAGCUCAAUACUUGAAAGGAUCUAAUGUUGAUGGUGCUGUGAUUGUCACCACUCCACAAGAGAUUUCAUUACUUGAUGUCAGAAAAGAAAUAAAUUUCUGCCAGAAAGUUGGCAUUCCAAUAAUAGGAGUCAUUGAAAAUAUGAGUGGAUUUGUAUGCCCAAAAUGUAAGACAGAGUCCCAAAUCUUCCCUCCUACAACGGGAGGAGCAGAUAAAAUGGCAGCUGACUUGAAUGUUCCAUUUCUUGGUAAAAUUCCAUUGGAUCCUCAAAUAGGUAAAUGUUGUGAUGAAGGAAAGUCAUUUCUUAGGGAAGUUCCGGACUCUCCUGCAGCCAAAGCAUACCAUAUGGUAUAUAAAAAGAUAGUGGACUCUACCAAAGGUGAAAUAAUGGACACCAGUUAAAUGUCACUAGAAAGCACCUGAUCUGUUGUGUAUCAUAUUCGGAAAUCCUUAUCAUGAUUGUUUAGAUUUACAAAUUGUUUUGUACUUCAAUUUAUAAUUAUAAAUAAACAUAUAGUUCAUUCUAAA